Molecule: messenger RNA, 1791 nt
Organism: Aureobasidium namibiae CBS 147.97
Lineage: Eukaryota; Fungi; Ascomycota; Dothideomycetes; Dothideales; Saccotheciaceae
Product: kinase-like protein
Exons: 4
Coding region: 1-1791 (596 amino acids)
Biological process (GO): regulation of mRNA processing; spliceosomal complex assembly; protein phosphorylation
Molecular function (GO): ATP binding; protein kinase activity
Source: RefSeq, a predicted model, not a curated record
AUGAAUGGAUCCGACAUCAAGAAGGCCGCCAUCCAGAAAGCAAAACAGGUCGCCCACUCCGCAACCAACGCUGCCAACGGCACCAACGGUAAGAAGCGCAGAAAGCAAGAGCUGAAACCCAUCGUCACCUCUGAACAGCAAGAAGCCGCUUCGGCAACCGCUUCGCCCAUGAGCUACCAAAAACCCACAACUACCCGUGACCUGAGUCCGUCGGGCUCAGAUUCAUCCUCGCUCUCCGGCGACGAGCAAACCGAGAACACCGCCGACGAAGAGGACUCGGAGGACUACUGCAAGGGCGGCUACCACCCCGUCCAGGUCGGUGAAGAAUACAACAAUGGCAAAUACACAGUCGUGCGCAAGCUGGGCUGGGGCCACUUCUCGACCGUCUGGCUCUCGCGCGACAACGACACAGGCAAGCACGUCGCUCUCAAGGUCGUGCGCUCUGCUGCUCACUACACCGAGACUGCUCUGGACGAGAUCAAAUUGCUCAACAAGGUCGUGCAGGCCAACAUGGACCACCCCGGCAGGAAACAUGUAGUCAGUUUGCUCGAUUCUUUCAAUCAUAAAGGUCCCCACGGCAUGCACGUCUGCAUGGUUUUUGAGGUCUUGGGUGAGAAUCUUCUGGGCCUGAUCAAGCGCUGGAACCACAGAGGUAUCCCUAUGCCUCUUGUCAGACAAAUCACCAAGCAGGUCCUAUUGGGUCUCGACUACCUCCACCGCGAAUGUGGCAUCAUCCAUACCGAUCUCAAGCCCGAGAACGUCCUGAUCGAAAUCGGUGAUGUCGAGCAGAUUGUCAAGACAUAUGUUCAGGAAGACCCCGAUAAGGCAAAGGACGAACACCGCAACGGUAGAAGGAGGAGAAGAACCCUCAUCACCGGCAGUCAACCUCUUCCCAGUCCUCUCAAUGCCAGUUUCAGUCAGACCGACCUGUCGAGCCUCAACAAGCUCAUGGCAGAACAAGGUAAACCUGUUCCAAUCACGGGCCCAAGCCCCAGUCCGAGUCAAGAUGUUGAAAUGAGUGGUGCUGCAGGCGCGACUUCUCCCACAAAAUCCAUGAAGGAGUCUCUCGGAAUUUCAGACGAGGCCGCGCAAAAGGAGCGUGAAAAGACUGCUGAUAUUCUUGCCAACAACGUCUCCGGUAUCGACCUCUCUUCUUCGACUUCAUCAACCAAGGUGCCAGAAGAAGUAGCAUUCGACACGAUCUCGGUCAAGAUUGCCGAUCUGGGUAAUGCAUGUUGGGUCGGGCAUCAUUUCACAAACGACAUUCAGACACGACAAUACAGAUCACCAGAGGUCAUUCUUGGAUCAAAGUGGGGUGCUAGCACAGAUGUUUGGAGCAUGGCUUGCAUGGUCUUCGAGCUCAUUACUGGUGACUACCUCUUCGACCCUCAAUCUGGCACAAAGUACGGCAAGGACGACGAUCACAUCGCUCAGGUCAUUGAGCUGCUCGGCACCUUCCCCAAGUCCCUGUGCGUUGGUGGCAAGUGGUCACAGGAGAUAUUCAACCGCAAAGGAGAGCUGCGCAACAUCCACCGUCUACGUCACUGGGCCCUCCCCGAUGUUUUGAGAGAAAAAUACCAUUUCAGCAUUGAGGAAAGCAAGCGCAUUGCCGAAUUCCUGCUACCCAUGCUUGAGCUCCUCCCUGCAGACCGCGCCAACGCCGGAGGCAUGGCUGGCCACGGGUUUCUGGAGGGCACAAAGGGCAUGGACGGCGUCAAGCUCGAGAUCGAGCCCGGCACAAAGGGCGAGGGCAUUGAUGGAUGGGCCACAGAGAUUAAGAAGCAACGGUAG